Myotis lucifugus (little brown bat) is the source of this 2322-nucleotide messenger RNA. It is a transcript of the gene ZFP90, whose product is annotated as ZFP90 zinc finger protein. Gene Ontology annotation, molecular function: RNA polymerase II cis-regulatory region sequence-specific DNA binding; DNA-binding transcription factor activity. The coding region runs from base 323 to 2218 and encodes 631 amino acids. Lineage: Eukaryota; Metazoa; Chordata; Mammalia; Chiroptera; Vespertilionidae. The record is from RefSeq and is a predicted model, not a curated record. Gene Ontology annotation, biological process: regulation of transcription by RNA polymerase II. The transcript is spliced from 5 exons.
GCCCCGUCGCUGCGGCCAUUGUCCAGCCCCGGGGCGGCUAAGGAGGCUUAGGGCCUCACCUCCGCACAGCAGAAUUGGAGAGGACUGAGCCGGAGGCGGGGGCGAGAGGAGCCGGCCCAAACCUUGGGUGGGCCUGAGAUCGCAAAACCCGGAAACUCCAGGAGGCAGUGAUUCCGAGUGUGCGGGUCGGAGCGGCACCUCCCACGAGUUUGGCGCGUGUCUGCGGGGCCGCGCCCACCAUCCUGCGGGUGGGACUGGGCGUGGCCAGAGGAGGGUGUCCUGGACUAGUCUCUGUCUGGGAGCCGGGCCCGGCGAGGCAGGAAUGGCCUCGAGGCCGCCGACGGAGGCGCCCCAGGAAUCAGUGACAUUCAAGGAUGUGGCUGUGGACUUCACCCAGGAAGAAUGGCACCACAUGGCCCCUGCUCAGAGGCGCUUGUACCGGGAUGUGAUGCUGGAGAACUACAGCAACCUGGUUUCUCUUGGAUAUCAAGUUUCCAAGCCAGAGGUGAUCUUCAAAUUGGAGCAAGGAGAAGAGCCAUGGCUAUCAGAGGGAGAAAUCCAAAGAUCUGUCUGUCCAGACUGGAAGACCAGGCCUGUGGCCAAAUCAUCAAAUCUACAGCAGAGCACAUCUGAAGUAUCCCUGCACACAGAUGAUCUCUCAUGUGCUACAUUAGAAGAUGUGAGUAAUCAGUUAGAGAGGCACCAGGAAAACUGGAAGAGGUAUCUGGGGCCAGAUGUAUCCACCCAAAAGAAAAUAAUCACACCAGAGAAAACCUUGGAGCAUAAUAAAUUUGGUGAAAACUCUAGAUUGAACACAGACCUGGUUACACAACUGAACAUUCCUUCAAGGUCUAGUGAAUGUGAUACACUUGGAAUCAAUUUGGGACAUAAUUCAGACUUACUUAAUCAGAAUAAUAUCCUUGUAAAAAAGAAACCUUAUAAAUGUAAUAAAUGUAGAAAAGCUUUCAUUCAUAGAUCAUCACUUACUAAACAUGAGAAAACUCAUAAAGGAGAGGGAGCUUUUCCCAAUGGUACAGAUCAGGGAAUUUAUGCUGGAAAGAAACACCAUGAAUGUACUGACUGUGGGAAAACCUUCCUUUGGAAGACACAGCUUACUGAGCAUCAGAGAAUUCACACAGGGGAGAAACCCUUUGAAUGUAAUGUGUGUGGGAAAGCCUUCAGGCAUAGUUCGUCCCUUGGUCAGCAUGAGAAUGCACAUACCGGAGAGAAACCCUAUCAGUGUAGUCUCUGUGGGAAAGCCUUUCAGCGCAGCUCCUCCCUUGUUCAACACCAGAGAAUUCACACUGGAGAGAAACCCUAUCGAUGUAACUUAUGUGGGAGGUCUUUUAGGCAUGGCACGUCCCUCACUCAGCAUGAGGUCACACACAGUGGAGAGAAACCCUUUCAGUGUAAAGAAUGUGGGAAAGCCUUUAGUCGAUGUUCUUCCCUUGUCCAGCAUGAGAGGACUCAUACUGGAGAAAAACCUUUUGAAUGUAGCAUAUGUGGGAGGGCUUUUGGUCAGAGCCCAUCCCUUUAUAAACAUAUGAGGAUUCAUAAGAGAGGGAAACCUUACCAAAGCAAUAACUAUGGCAUAGACUUCAAGCACAGCUCAUCUCUUACUCAAGAAGAAAGCACUCUGACAGAAGUGAAAUCCUACCAUUGUGAUGACUGUGGGGAAGACUUCAGUCACUUUACAGACUUUUCUGACCAUCAGAAGAUCCAUACUGGACAGAGCCCCUAUGAUUGUGAGCAGACCUUCAGUCAACAAUCUAUUUCUCAUCCUGGAGAGAAACCCUAUCAGUGUAAUGUAUGUGGGAAAGCUUUCAAAAGGAGUACAAGUUUCAUAGAGCAUCACAGAAUUCAUACUGGAGAAAAACCCUAUGAAUGUAAUGAAUGUGGAGAAGCCUUCAGUCGACGCUCAUCACUUACUCAACAUGAGAGAACCCAUACAGGAGAGAAACCCUAUGAAUGUAUUGACUGUGGGAAAGCCUUCAGUCAGAGUUCAUCCCUCAUUCAGCAUGAGAGAACUCAUACUGGAGAAAAACCCUAUGAAUGUAAUCAAUGUGGGCGAGCCUUCCGAAAGAAAACCAAUCUGCAUGAUCAUCAGAGAAUUCAUACUGGAGAAAAACCCUAUACUUGUAAGGAAUGUGGGAAAAACUUCAGUCGAAGUUCAGCUCUCACUAAGCACCAGAGAAUUCAUAUGCGAAAUAAACUCUAAGAACCCUGGAAUUUUUUUUAAAAAUGUGCAGAAAGCUUUAGCUAAAAUAUUGUUCAUACUCAUUGUCAAAGGAUUCUUGCUGGAUAAAAAGCUUGAGAAUGUCA